ACAAUGUACGUAAGUAAAGACUCAUGUGUUUUUGAAGUGCAGCGAUUUAUUACGUGAUUUUAGAGUUGAAUUUCUUACAAAAACAAGAGUUCCGGCGACUUGCAAAUCUAUAAAUAUUUUUUUUUAAUGAUUGAACAAAAACUACAUCAAAAUGAAAACGCGAUUCUCCACGUUGGACAUUAUGUGUAUCGUCAACGAAAUUCAAAAAUACAAAGGCAUGAGAUUACAAAGAGUUUAUGACAUAGAUCAUAAAACAUAUUUGUUUAAAUUUCAACUUAACAGCGAAAAGUGUGUGAUACUAUUGGAAUCUGGUGUUCGAUUACAUGUUACUAAUUAUGAAUGGACUAAGAAUGAAGCUCCUAGUAGUUUUAGCAUGAAGCUAAGAAAACACUUAUCAAACAAACGGUUGGAAAAAUUAACACAAAUGGGAUUUGAUCGAAUUAUUGAUCUACAGUUUGGUGUUGGAGAAGCAGCAUAUCAUGUUAUAUUAGAAUUAUAUGAUAAAGGCAAUAUUAUUUUAGCAGAUAAAGAUUAUAUUAUGAUAAAUAUUUUACGUCCACACACCGAGGAUGAAAAGCAGAAGUUUUUUGUUAAAGAGGUAUACCCUAAUAGUAGACCAAAAAUUCGACUUAGUCCACCAACUGAAGAUUCUUUGAUUCAAGUUCUAAAAACAGCUAAACCUUCAACAAACUUAAAAAAAUUUAUUUUUUCAAAUUUUCCAAAUUGUUUAGAUUAUGGUAAUUCUUUAUUGGAACAUAUGUUAAUAAGUGGUGGUUUUUCAACAAAUACCAAAAUUGGUGUUGAAUUUAAUAUUGACACAGAUAUUCAAAAGCUUAUGAAUUGUUUUAUUAUUGCUGAGAAGUUUUUAGACAAUAUAACUACAUUAAAAGAAGGUUUUAUAAUUCAAAAAAUUGAUCGACAAUUGUUGCCUGAUGGUACUAUGAAAGAAUUGUGUACCAAUCAAGAAUAUCAUCCUUUUUUAUUUGCCCAACACCAGAAUUUACCUUCAAAAACUUAUGGAAGUUUUAAUGAAGCGGUUGAUGAAUUUUAUUCAAAUUUAGAAAGUCAGAAAUAUGAUGUUAAGUGCAUGCAACAAGAAAAAGGAGCAGUGAAAAAACUACAAAAUAUUGUAAAAGACCACGAAGAACGACUUAAAAAACUUCAAGAUGCCCAAGAUGAACAUAAGUUUAAAGCUGAAUUAAUAACCAAUAAUUUGGAUCUUGUUGACAGAACUAUACAGUUUGUUAGGCAAGCAGUAGCAAAACAACUUCAUUGGGAUGAAAUUUGGGAUAUGGUAAGACAAUUAAAUUUUGAAGAUGAAGGAUGUACAUAUGCAAUAGUUACAAAUUUGAAAUUGGGUGUGAAUCAUAUUACUCUUAAAUUGUUUGAUCCUUAUAAUGAAGAAAACCAUAAUGAAGAAAACGGUCAAUUAAUUGAUAUAGAUUUAAGUCAAUCUGCUUUUGGAAAUGCUCAAAGAUAUUAUGGAUCUAAAAAACAAUCGGCUAUAAAAGAGAAAAAAACCAUUGACUCUUCAAGCACAGUAUUGAAAAUGGCUGAAAAAAAAACUAAACAAACUUUGAAAGACAUGCAAGUUGUUGCUUCUAUAAAUAAAGUUCGCAAAACAUAUUGGUUUGAAAAGUUUUAUUGGUUUAUAUCUUCCGAAAAUUAUUUAGUUAUUGCUGGACGUGACGCUCACCAAAAUGAAGUUAUUGUAAAGCGAUACAUGAAAUCAUCAGAUGUUUAUGUACAUGCUGGAUUUAGUGGAGCUACAACUGUUAUAAUUAAAAAUCCAACUAAUCAAACUGUCCCCCCUGCUACGCUUAAUGAAGCAGCUGUUAUGGCAAUUUCAUACAGUGUUUCUUGGUCCUUGAAAAUGAAUUUACAAAAUGCAUUUUGGGUAAAACCAGAACAAGUAUCCAAAACUGCACCCACUGGAGAAUAUUUAACUACUGGCAGCUUUAUGAUACGUGGUAAAAAAAACUAUUUACCAGCAACUCAUCUUAUAUUAGGUUUAAGUUUUCUAUUUAAACUAGAAGAUAGUUCAAUACCUAGACAUGCAAAUGAACGCAAAGUUAAGGGUAUCGAAUAUGAAGCUUUAGAUAAAAUUGCAGAAAAUAAUGAUGAAUUUGAAAAUAUACCGAGUGAAAAUGAAAGUGAUGAAGAUCUAGAAAAAAAAAUUGAAUUGCAAAACAAAGAAACUCCAUAUGUAGUUAAUGAUGAUGGCAAAAAUUUAGAAGUUAAAACAGAUAAUAAACAUUCAGAAAAAUAUGAAAAUGAACAAGAAAGUUUAAGAUCUGAUGAUGAAACAUCAAAAGAUGUUAUAGAUAAAACGAGUAUUCCAAAUUGUAAUAAUUCAUGCGAGACUGUUGAAAAAUCUAAUCUUGUAUCUUCAGAUAGUGAUGAUGAUGAUGACAAGCAGAAUGAAGUUCAUAAUUUAGAUAGGAAAAAUGAAACAGUGAAACCACAAGUUUUAAAACGAGGUCAACGAGGAAAAUUAAAGAGAAUCAAAGAAAAAUACAAAGAUCAAGAUGAAGAUGAAAGAGAAAUGAGAAUUAAAUUAUUGCAUUCAUCGAUGAAUGAAGACAAAAAGCUGAAACGAGCCAAAAAGAAAGAUAAAAAGAAUAAAAAGUCAACCGACAAAAAUAAGACUACAGGAAAUAAACAAACAUUCAUUAAACCUUUGCCUAUGCUUUUAGAAGCAUCAAAUGAUACAACUCAAUUCGAAGUUCAAAAGGAACCAAUAAAAAAAUCUGAGGAUAAUGAAAACUCAGAUGAUGAAACAGAUAAAGCAACAGAUUUAACUGAGACUCAAAUGUUGGAUUCAUUAACUGGUAUACCAUACGCUGAAGAUGAAUUACUUUUUGCUGUACCAGUAGUAGCGCCUUACACUGCCCUCACAAAUUAUAAAUACAAGUUAAAAUUAACACCAGGAAACACAAAAAGAGGUAAAGCGUCAAAAACAUGUUUGAAUCUCUUUUUAAAAGACAAAACUUCAACAACUAGAGAAAAAAACUUAAUGAAAAGCGUCAAUGUACAGGAUAUUGCUAGAAAUAUACCUAACGGUGUUAAAUUGUCUGCUCCGUCACUCAGCAAAGUGCUUAAUAAAUAGGCAAAUAAUUAGCAUUGUAUAUAUUUUAUUAUUUCACCAUUGAAGCUAAACUAAUUAUUUAUACAUUAGUAUAUCAAUUUUUUUAUCCAACUUACAUCUAUACUUUAUAUCUAAGUAUUAAAGAAAAUUUAUUGUUAAUUUAGAAACACAUUAUAUUUUUUGUAUCAUGCUUAUUCCUAAACACCAACAAUUACUUUUUAAAUAUAAUAAAUUAUAAUAUCAAGCAGACUAUGAAAUGU
Molecule: messenger RNA, 3348 nt
Organism: Melanaphis sacchari
Lineage: Eukaryota; Metazoa; Arthropoda; Insecta; Hemiptera; Aphididae
Gene: Clbn
Product: nuclear export mediator factor NEMF homolog
Exons: 17
Coding region: 152-3109 (985 amino acids)
Biological process (GO): ribosome-associated ubiquitin-dependent protein catabolic process; rescue of stalled cytosolic ribosome
Cellular component (GO): RQC complex
Molecular function (GO): tRNA binding; ribosomal large subunit binding
Source: RefSeq, a predicted model, not a curated record